AAUCAGUGCUCUACCUUUGCCGGCCAUUAGUCGUUUGGGAUUACGAUGGACUAUCCACGGCGUUGCGCUCAUUGUCUCACAACUUAAUGGUUCGUGACCAUUACUGGUGCGCUUCCCUGGCGCUCAAUGAGCUUUUUAUUAGCUCUACUGCGCUCUGAAAGUCAUCUGAAUUGACCAAUGUCCCAAGUUAACAGCGCUAGCGCCACUGUCAAUAGCAUCGCCACGCCGUGGAACAGAACGCCAGGCAAACCUGGUGUUGGCUCUGGUACUUCAAACGCCCUGUCAUCCCUAUCCUCAAGCCGCUGGUCUGGCAACAAGGCGUCAACUAUUAAACGAGACCAACCUGCAGAAGAUCGAACUGAUCGAGUGACAAGCGGCAAUCCAGAUAGCAACACACAAAUGUGGCCCUCUCUUUUCGAGUCCACACGAAUAUCCGACUCCGCAGCCAACGCGUUCUCCGCCAAUUCGGAUCCAACUGUCGGCACCAACCAGUGGUCGCUUCCUGCAUUGACUGGUACGGUCGGAUCGAACUCACUACUCGGGGCUCCUGGAAGUUCGACCCCCUGUUCCAACGCAUGGUCCAUCAAUGCUCCAGCGCCAAACUGCUCGGUUAUCCCUCGUGCGAUCACCGGACAUCAUUCCAUUCCAGCCUCAGACUCAGAUUCCACUCGUCGCUAUCUCACUGGUACCGGUGUUCCUGCCUGUGGCGGUAAUGGCGUUGGUUGGCCUCUGUGCUCAGCUGAGCCUUCUGAUUUGCUUAAUGAUGAUACAUCCCAUCUGUCUCUAACCCUCUCAAAAAUGAACAUAAAUAGUGCGCUUCCGCCGGCCUCCUGUUUUCAACCAUCACAAGAGUUCACCGAUGGUCAGCUGCUGUCCUCGAAUGCGAAGCAGCCUGAUACCUUACCAGAUACUACCUCUAGUCAGAAAUCAAGGAAUCGAUCCAGCACUGAUAAUACCGAAAUUGAAGCUUUGUUCUCCCUGGAUCCUGAAGAGACACUCCGAUCUAUGGUAAAUACAUCUCAACCAUGGGGUCUGGCUUUGGUAGAUCAGGGCACAACAUGGGACACAAUUGAAUUGGCCGGUGAUUCUGGCAAUACAGAAGCUUCACCUGUGAGCGACGCAACGAACACCAGUUCACGCGCCCCUGGUUCUCAUUCUGGCACUACCUUUGAUGGACCCGGUUCAGGUGGCUUGCAGCAAAGGCGAAUAGUACCACCGUUAACGGGUUCCACAAUAGGCAGAGACUUGGAGUCUAACAUUUGGCCAAGUGAACCACCCAAUGGCACGGGAAUUUGGGAGUCCCAUUACGAGAGCCUUGGUGAACGGACGGCACGUUGGCAGCAAAACAUCGCUACCAGCUUGGCACAGCCCGGAUUUUCCAUUCACUCGGCCAAUGGCCAUCAGGGUCUCAUUACUUGCCAAAAUCCACCCUGUACUCGACCUCAGCUGUCCUCCGGUUCAGACAAUGGUGCUUUGUUUCGUGGGUUCACCCGCUCCACUGCUGGUCUUUUUCCUAAUAACCUAUCCACUGCGACAGGUUGCGCCGCUGGACUCGGUCCUCGACCGGUGCUCGGUGCGCCUCAUCAGGUUGGAGCUUCCCUUCAUAACACACCCGGUGCAGUCGGAUCGUCUCGCGGUUUCCCCCUAACCAGUGCUCCUAGUUUGGUUGGUCCUGGUGGCGCUUGGCCAUUUCCGACGCCUGUGACUCCAACCGACAAUUCGCUGCUCAACAAGGGUCGCUGGCCGAACUCCAGUUUCGCUCGUGCUACACAAAAGCAGCAGCAACUACCCCAAUCUGGGCCCGCCAUCCCCCACCUGCUGUCUGGCCAAAGUGGAAAUGGACUCCGUUGGCCCCAGAUUAAUAAUCUCGCUCAUAUCCCAAGCGGUUGGCCCCUGAGCGAUCCCAGACGGCCAAACCUGGUUUCUGGUACUUGGGCCGGUUCUCCAUCCGGGGACGGUCCUAACUACUAUGGUCAGCCACAACAGCCAAUGAUCCCAUCCUCCCGUAUGUGCCAACCAGGCUCUGUGGUCACAGACUUCCCUCCGCCCAUGAGUCUUCACUCUCGCGGCGCUGGUGCUGGUGCUAUCACCAGUCAGACUUUCAGACCCCCCCACAGUGCCUUCUAUCCAACAAUGAAUUCCGCAUUUCCACCAUCAUCGUCCUCAGCUGCACAUCGCAUGUUUCUCAGUCCGCAGCAGUAUUCACAACAGCUGCAACAGCAAAGCGUGCUUCGUGCUAAUGCAAUGCGCCAUUUGGUGAACUUGGGUUUUCCGGACGAUGAAAUUCAGGCAAUUUUCUCCGAUAUUAACACGAACGUCGAACGGGCGCUAAUGGACCUUCGUGAUCGCACAUGCCAUCCGGGCUUGGAUGAUCUCAUCAAGUCUUUCACCACAGGCGGUCUGAUGCAAAUGAAUCACCUCAAUGACGAAGCUUUAUGUAGUGACUUUAAUCGGCCCGAAUCUCUUUCAGGCGGUGGACGCCCUUUAGCCAUGAGAGGUCUUCAGAACGUGCAUAAAAACGCCGGUGUGGCCGGUGGAUCAAUUCCCACGGAAAACCUGGAGUUUUCAUUGCACCUAUUACAGCAACGUGAAACCCAGAUACUGCAAGCGAUCAUGCAAUUGCAGUCCAAGCAUCAAGAGCUGAAUCAGAAACUGAACCAAAUUCGUUCAGCUAAUCUCCCUUUCUCCACUAAUCCGGUAAUGCAAGAAUUGCAACUGCAAGCAAUCCAAGUAGCUUCCCAGAUCGACGCUCAGCACACCCAGUUGAAACAGGUGCGAAGCCAAGCUGGUUUACUUAAACAAAUUACUAUGCCCAGUACCAAUUUCGCACAGUCCCACAACCCUCCGGCGACAGCUACUGCUACGACAUUCAAUCCUAUCUCGAGCAACAGCAACAGCGCUUUCACUUUGCUGACCACAACCUCCUGGCCUUCAGGAACUUCCAACACUGGCACCCAACAGCAGAUAACGGACGGUAUUGGAGGUGGUGAUCACACCGUAGAUUCCGCUGCCACUACAGACCAGAGCUUAAAAAUGGGGUCGGGCGCUUUCUUGUGGGAGUCCAACCCUUGGUCUGGACCGACACAUAGAGGAUCGGCUGAUCCGUGCUCAUCAAAUAUUGAUCGGCGUUGGUCAUCUGCUGGUUUUCCUAACCGGCCACCUUAUGGUGCAUUGGGCGAUCCCCGCUGGGCCGAUCUCGGUGUUGACAGCGGUGGAAAUUUGCUCGCUUGUACACCACAACGUCCCAGCAGCGAUAUUGACCUUACAUCCAUGGCGGGAGCAAAUGGAAACCAGCGCUUUGGAGUCUCAAGGUCGUGGUUGCUAGCUCACAACAUUCCACCCCAUGUAACUGUCGGUGUUCUAAAAUUGGCUGUGUCCACUGCACUGAUGAAGCAUGCUAAGUUAGGCGACACGCAACCUGACUUCGAACUUCACCCGAAUAUGUCAUCUCGAUGGGUUCUCAUUGGCCUGUCGAGCCCUUCGGAAGCCGCAGUGGUUCAGGAAUGUUUAGAAGAUCCUGGUGGCAAUUCUGUCAGUGAUCAAGGUGGAGCGCAUUAUGGUGCAAUCAAAGCCAUUUCUCCCGCGGAUGCUCUGAUGCAUUUGCAGGAAAUACAAUCAUUGGCAUCACGUUUCAAUAAACCAUUCGGCAAUUCGGAUACUUCUACCGGCCGAUCCACGGCCCAAUCCACUAACCAUUUGUUAAAUUACGCCGGCAGCACUGAUCUCGGUUCCGGAAACGUGGAGUCCACCAAUGCUAUGCUCAACGUGGCUGAUGUCCAUUGAGUACAAUCGCUUUGGCUGUUUCCUUCGAUUAGCGGAUCCUUGAGUUUAGUUGAAUUCUUUCAGUUGGGCCUCUUCCCAAUCCUCCCAUAUACAGAGGACUUAUAAGAACAUGAUAGUUCGCAAACCCCUAUCGGAUCGUUACCGGCGCCGGAUCCGCUCAUUGUUUUCCGUCUCAUUCCUGCGCUCCUCACUCGCAUCCCGUCCAUGAGCUCAAACCGAUUGCUUUCGUCCAAGGUAGACGGAACGUGUGUGUGUGUGCGGAAUUCACAUCACACUACCAUCUUCCACUCUUUUUGUAGUCUAUUGGUUCCGUGUGUGCGCCCUUGCAGCCAAAUUGUUCUCCUCAUUACCAUAUCGAUCAUCACCCUCUCUCUCGAGAUACAUGCGUUUUUUUGUAACCCUUUAUCAGUCAUUGUGCUCUGUCCAACAUCCCCAGCAGCAUCCACUCCUACAUUUUCUUUCACUCGUCACAAAUUUGGCCCAUGAACCGACUCCUUCCAUGCAUGGCACGUGUUACUCGCCUUUCUUGUGCAUGUGUAGUGUUUCACACAAACACGCGUCUCCCUACUUUUCGGGAUACGAUUAUUUUUCUAUGUGAUUGAUCAUCAUCAACUCUCUAUCUCUCUCUCCCUCUCCUUUUGAUACUUAUUUACGUUAUUUGUCUACGCUUGAACGAGUAUCUUGUUUUAUUCUCUUACUCUAUAGCCCUUUGGACGCGUUAGUUUGUUUGCUACAUUGCUGUGUUCGCGUCCUACUUUCCUUUGACCACGUGCCAGAAAUGUCUGUAUGCGCGUGUAAGUUUAUGUGUUUCCGAUCACGUGUCCGCUCCCAUCGAUUUGUAUUCACAACCAUGUGCGCGCCUUUGUGUCUUCUAUCUCUUAUCUCCCUGUGUGUGUAACUUGCUACCCCGUAUCCCCAGGUGAGGAUGGAUGAAGGAGAGGAGAGAUGUGUUGUCCACGGAGGCUACGUCGCUGCUCCUUCUCGUUUACAUUUGUGCCUUGUGAAUUGACUCACCUGGAUAUCUUCAUCUUGCCCACACCGGCUUACCUCAGUCGGCAACUUACCUCUGCCUUUAUCAUGCGUUACCGUGACUACGUCUGACUUGAUCACCACUUCGCUUAUGGUUGCCUGCUCUGCUCAUUGCACCGGUUGGAUGUUAUCGCAUAUGAGCUAUUGAUCAUUCGUAAUCAUAUAUGCAUUUUUCGUUGUUGCCACUACAGCAUUUUGUCAUGCUAAUGUCAGUGCUACCAAUGCUCCCGCACUUAUUCUGUGGUGGUGUCCAAUACCAGGUGUCCCCCAAUCCACAUUCACCCUUUAUUGUGUUUGCCCUGCUCGCACGAUUAGUUUGCCACAUGCGUUACACUUUAUUCACAUCUCUCCCCCUUUUUCUCACAACACUAUCUAAGAGCCCGAUAAAUCGCUUUUAGAAUGUGACUCAUAUCUUCCUCGAGUUUGUUUUCCCUUCCGCAAUAGCCGUGGCUCUUGGUGUUGAAGCAUGCUGGCUCGCUAAUAUUUGUUCACCAUUAGCUGAAUAGGAAACGACCUCACAUCUGGUAGGAUGCUCUUUCGAAGGAGUAUUCCAACGUGGGGAAACUGGAUAGAUCACAUAGCUUGCAUUUUUUGAUCUGUGAGUGAGUGAGUCGAACCACUCCACGCAGUUACGGAUGAUAGUUGGGUUUGCUCAAAUGCAAAUCAUCUUUCAUCUCCUCCGCCCGUUCAUCGAGUGGGAAAAGCAAGAACCACUUGGUUUCACUAACAGCGCUAUCGUAACGCAUAACCGAGUACACGCGUCACAUGCAUCACUUUUGCAUACAAUGGAAAUGCUGCAUAUCACGGCGUUCGAGCAUAAUGGCCACUUGAGUGUUGUCCAUAAACUACAGCACGAUAUUUGAUCUCCGUGGUGUCUUGCACUACAAUUCACUCAGAAACACCUAUUGUGUGCCCCGCUUGUUCUUUUAAGAUCCGCUAUACAUGUGUAUCC
This is a messenger RNA of Dicrocoelium dendriticum, 5764 nucleotides long. The record is from the annotation of a GenBank genome assembly. Lineage: Eukaryota; Metazoa; Platyhelminthes; Trematoda; Plagiorchiida; Dicrocoeliidae.